CGAAUUCUCUCAUUUGAAACCCGAAGGUUCGUUCAGUUGAAAUGGCUCCAAGAGCAGAGAAGAAGCCAGCGGAGAAGGCGCCAGCCGAAAAGAAGCCUCGAGCGGAGAAGAAGCUCCCGAAAGACGCAUCAUCUGAAAAGAAGAAGAAGAAGAUGAAGAAGAGCGUGGAGACCUACAAGCUUUACCUCUUCAAGGUCUUGAAGCAGGUACAUCCCGAUAUCGGAAUUUCUAGCAAGGCCAUGGGAAUUAUGAACAGUUUUAUCAACGACAUUUUCGAGAAGUUGGCUCAGGAGUCGUCGCGAUUGGCUAGGUAUAACAAGAAGCCGACGAUCACCUCAAGGGAGAUCCAAACGGCCGUGCGGCUGGUGCUUCCAGGUGAGCUUGCGAAGCACGCCGUAUCCGAGGGAACGAAGGCGGUAACCAAAUUCACCAGCUCUUAGAACUUUCUAUCUCGAUUUUAGGGUUUAGUGUUUGACGAUAUAGACGGCCUUGUAAUUUUUGGUCUGGUUUAAUUUACUAUGAAACUGAAGAGUUUGAAGUUGAUAUGAAUUACUUAGUUAGAUGCACUGUUCUUCGCACUCUUGUAUAGGAGUGAUCGGGAAGUCUAGAUUUGUUCGGACAUCAUCAGUGAUAAUCUGCGGGUGUUUGAAUUGAACACGACCUUUUGGAAGAAAAAUUUAUUCGGAAAGUUACACAUUACUGGAUUUUUUUAAA
This is a messenger RNA of Momordica charantia (bitter melon), 714 nucleotides long. RefSeq names its product histone H2B.1. Gene Ontology annotation, cellular component: nucleosome. The record is from RefSeq and is a predicted model, not a curated record. Gene Ontology annotation, molecular function: structural constituent of chromatin; DNA binding; protein heterodimerization activity. Lineage: Eukaryota; Viridiplantae; Streptophyta; Magnoliopsida; Cucurbitales; Cucurbitaceae.